AAAGUUGUAGCUAUUAGCACGAUAGCCAUUCUUUCGCUGGGAGGGAGACACGUCGUUUAAUUGGACAAGCCUACAGUUAUUUUUUUUACUGUCUUUACAGCAGAUAGCUGCUGGUCAACGGUGAAUAAUCAACAAAAAAAGGUAUACUAAGUAGCGUGUUGUCCUGUCUUCCUCCUAGCUCGCUAGCCUGCUAGCCGCUAGCGUUCUGCCGUCUCCACCCUCGGUACGAACCGUCUCCCGCCCGGCUCUGGAGGACCAUGGCGAUGAGACAGACUCCUCUCACCUGCUCCGGUCACACCCGGCCCGUGGUGGACCUGGCCUUCAGUGGGAUCACUCCGUAUGGCUACUUUCUCAUCAGCGCAUGCAAGGAUGGUAAGCCCAUGUUGCGCCAGGGAGACACAGGGGACUGGAUUGGAACGUUCCUGGGUCACAAAGGCGCUGUCUGGGGAGCCACUCUGAACACCGAUGCCACCAAAGCAGCCACAGCUGCUGCUGACUUCACAGCAAAGGUGUGGGAUGCGGUGAGUGGAGACGAGGUGCUCUCACUGGCACACAAACACAUUGUCAAGACUGUUAACUUUACAAAGGACAGCAACUGUCUGCUGACUGGAGGAAACGACAAGCUGCUGCGCCUAUAUGACCUCAGCAACCCUGAAGCAGCACCACAGGAGAUAGCAGGUCACACAUCAGCCAUAAAGAAAGCUUUGUGGUGCAACGAUGACAAGCAGAUUCUCUCUGCUGCUGAUGACAAAACUAUACGGCUCUGGGACAGAAGCUCCAUGGAGGAGGUGAAGACGCUGACUUUCGACACGUCGGUGAGCAGCAUGGAAUAUGUGGCUGAUGGAGAGAUUCUUGUGAUCACAUAUGGAAAGACGAUCGCUUUCUACAACGCUCUAAGCUUGGAAUUGAUCAAGACUGUGGAGGCCCCGGCUCCUAUCAACUCCGCUUCCCUCCAUCCAGAGAAGGACUUCUUUGUUGCUGGUGGAGAAGACUUCAAACUCUACAAAUUUGACUACAGCACAAAGGAGGAGUUGGAGUCCUAUAAAGGUCACUUUGGUCCAGUGCACUGUGUUCGCUUCAGUCCAGAUGGAGAGCUUUAUGCCAGCGGCUCUGAGGACGGCACGCUCCGCCUGUGGCAGACGGCGGUGGGGAAAACCUACGGCCUGUGGAAGUGUGUCCUUCCUGAGGACCUGGGGGCUGAGAACUCUGAGCAGCUGUACACCCCGACCCCUGAGAUCAAAGCCUAAAGACAAAGCUGCACAGUUUGGAAACCAGAUAAGAGAAAAGGAAGAAGGAGAUUAGCCGAGUGGAGGGGUGUUCCAGUGUGUUCUGUCAGGCCACGGCAAGGAGCAGAGUUCAGACCAUGUCCAUCCACCAGGAUCUGAUGUGGCUAUUAUGACUGCUCCGUAUGGCGCAGACCAACCAACACACAAAGAUUUUUUGAGUCAUAUCUACAGGAUGGGCUGCAGAGUAAAGCAGUAGAGCUGUGAGUGGAGGCUCAUCGCUGCCUGCUUUCUCUCUGAUCAGCCCGGUUCUGCUUGUCUGCUAAAAUUAAUUUAACUUCCUACACCCCAAACCACAUGAUGCCAUGAUCAGUUUUGGUUUCAGUGUUAAAAGUGUUUAAUGAACUGAGCCAAGGCAUUUGUUUUCGGUUCAUAGCAACAAGAAUUCUGGAGAUUGUUGCACAGUUUGUGCUAAAGUUAAGGCGCUUUCAUUUUUAUCCAAAAAAAGUAGAAAAAAAAAACUAUACGUUGCUUUGAGUAUUCGCUGGUGUACCUUUAGUAUAAGUGUCCAAAAUAAAAUACAUUUUGUUUUGUGAUAAAAUGGAAAGGGAAGAAAGUCACUGGGUGUUUCCAUUUUGGGUUCUGUCUUCAUUUGUGUCCAGUGAUGAAAUAAAAGCAUUAUGGUUUUAUUUGGAAGUAAUGCA
Molecule: messenger RNA, 1927 nt
Organism: Mugil cephalus (flathead mullet)
Lineage: Eukaryota; Metazoa; Chordata; Actinopteri; Mugiliformes; Mugilidae
Gene: strap
Product: serine/threonine kinase receptor associated protein
Exons: 9
Coding region: 258-1247 (329 amino acids)
Biological process (GO): spliceosomal snRNP assembly
Cellular component (GO): SMN complex
Molecular function (GO): RNA binding; protein binding
Source: RefSeq, a predicted model, not a curated record